Molecule: messenger RNA, 1729 nt
Organism: Colletotrichum scovillei
Lineage: Eukaryota; Fungi; Ascomycota; Sordariomycetes; Glomerellales; Glomerellaceae
Product: developmental regulator VelB
Exons: 6
Coding region: 262-1467 (401 amino acids)
Source: RefSeq, a predicted model, not a curated record
CUUGUCGCUCCCGUUCUCCAAUUGUUCGGCCGCUUGCUUACCUUAGCUCUGUCCCGUCACGUCUCUGCACUCUUGGAGCUACCUUGCAGUACCUUAUUACUACGGCACAAGCUCAACCAUCUAAGCCCGAAACCCAAAAACACCAUACACCUGUAUACCCGCCCGGGCCCAGGUAUAUAAUCCGAUCUCCCAAGAUCCUGUCACAAUCCAUCACCGACACCUGCCAUCCCACGGUUAAUUGAAUCCUCAAAUACCCCAACCAUGAAUUACGGUCAUCAGCAUCCCAAUGGCGGCUACCACCCCAUGCCUCCUGGACAUCCCGCGAACCAGAUGCCCCAGCUUCCUCCCAUGGGGUAUCCAGCACCAGCGCCUUUGCCAUCUAACAUGCCGCCCAACGGAAUGCCUAUGCAACAUCAACAUCACCAACCGCCUCCGCCCCCUCCAGCUCAGGCCCCUGUGCCAGCCUCCAUUUCAAAAACGGAUGAUUUGGGCAGGAAAUACGAGCUCGUCGUUGUGCAGCAGCCUCAGCGAGCGCGAAUGUGCGGGUUUGGUGACAAGGAUCGCCGGCCGAUUACCCCUCCUCCGUGUAUCAAAGUCGUCGUGCGAGAUGCGAAGACUGGCCAAGAAAUAAAUCCAAACGAUAUCGAUUCGGCACAUUACAUUAUUCAGGUUGAUUUGUGGUCAGAAGAUGGCACCCAGGAGGUGAACCUCGUUCGUCACUCUUCCAACACAGCAUCGAUAUCGACCACUCAGCCUUACUCCUACACGGCGCUGCGCGAGGACCCCAUGAAUCCGCCACCAGCGCAGCCUUACCAAGAUAUGCAACCUUAUGGAUCAGCACCCAUGGGAUACGGCCAACAACCGCCGCCGCCGCAGCCCCAACAGCACAUGAUGCCAAGCUACGGCAUGGCAGCUGGAUCCAACUAUCCUCAAUACCAGUCAACCAAUUCUCGGUUUGCGCCGGCAACUCAGUACUAUCCGCAACACGCCAACCCAGGCCCCGUGCCCUCGCAGGCGGAUAUGGCGUACGGCCAUCGCCAGUCGCUGUCCAUGGCAGCGAGCCAACCCCAGGGAAUGUUUACGAGAAACAUUAUUGGGAGUGUCAGUUCUAGUGCCUUCCGCCUCAACGACGUAGACGAUCAAGUCGGUGUUUGGUUCAUCAUGCAAGACCUGAGUGUGAGAACCGAAGGCCACUUCAGACUGCGCUUCUCAUUUGUCAACAUUGCGAAGCCCCCGGGCGCGACCAAUCCAAACGGAUCAAUGGUGAACCAGCACAAAGCCCCGAUUCUCGCUGCGACUUUCAGCGAUGCUUUCCAGGUGUACUCGGCCAAAAAAUUCCCCGGUGUCUGCGAGAGUACUCCCCUCAGCAAAUGUUUCGCAACGCAGGGCAUCAAGAUCCCCAUCAGGAAGGAGGGUGCCGCAGACGGGAAGAAGGGCGGCGACGAUGACGACGAAGCCUACCAGUAGCGCACAGAGGCGAACGAUUCGGCGCACCCCGUACGUGUGUUUUGUCCCAUGAAGAAAUCAAAGGGGCAUGGAGUUAAGGAGGUGUAAUAUCACAGCAUAAGGAUACAGUACGCACAAAAAUGGCGUAUUGGACGGUCACGUCACUGUGGUAUGAAGUGUGAUUAUUUUCCCGGCCAGUGGGAGUUUUUGCAAGCAAAGCUUGUAACUUGUAUUAAUGCUCAAUUGGAUUAUGUGCCUUUCUUUGGCGCCAGCAUGGAAAAAU